AUGGUUGGGGGGGGCCGCAAGUUGAUUACUAAUGACUGUGAUCUUGAACCAGUUGCUUAUGAAUUUUUCACGCAAGCUUCUGUACAGUACGAGGAAGAAGUUGCGGAUUCUAAAGCCCAGGUGACUGCUAUACACCUAAUAAUCGGGACUCUGCAGAGGAUGAAUGUCUUUUGCGUCGAAAAUAGAGAUACCUUGACUCAUAAAGCUACAGGGUAUUCAGCAAAACUUUUAAAGAAGCCUGAUCAGUGCAGAGCAGUUUAUGCCUGUUCACAUCUCUUCUGGGUUGAUGAUCAGGAUGGCAUCAAAGAUGGAGAAAGGUUAGCUAUGUGA
Messenger RNA from Fraxinus pennsylvanica, 330 nucleotides. NCBI's taxonomy places the organism in Eukaryota, Viridiplantae, Streptophyta, Magnoliopsida, Lamiales, Oleaceae. The record is from the annotation of a GenBank genome assembly.